AUGCCAGCAAAGCAAAUUAUCUUUGACGAAGAAGCAAGGGUAGCACUCAAACGCGGUGCUGAUACGCUCGCUAAUGCCGUGAAAGUUACCCUUGGUCCACGCGGCAGAAAUGUAGUCAUCCAAAAAUCUUUCGGUGCCCCGUUGGUAACUUGCGAUGGUGUCACCGUCGCAAAAGAAAUUGAGCUCCCGGACCCGUACGAAAAUAUGGGUGCCCAACUGCUGGAAUCCAUCGCCACUAAAACAAACGACGUUGCCGGAGAUGGAACGACCACUGCUACGCUGUUGGGGCAGGAAAUUCUUCAUGAAGGUCUGAAAAACGUCACGGCGGGUGCCGACCCGAUGCAGUUGAAAAUCGGUAUAGAUAAAGCUGUGGGUGCCGUUGUUGAUGCAAUCUCUGCACAGAGUCGUGCUGUGAAUACGCAUGAAGAAAUUCUACAGGUAGCCUCAAUAGCUGCGAAUGACCCAGCGAACGAUAGCAACAUCGGUACGAUUGUGGCUGAAUCCAUCGAGAAAGUUGGAAAUGACGGUGCGAUCACAAUUGAGGAAGGUAACACCUCAGAAACCAUGGUUGACAUCGUUGAGGGGAUGCAGUUUGAUCGCGGUUUUUUAUCAUCGAAUUUCGUAACGGACCUACAAGCACAAGUCGUCGAAUUUGAGAACCCGUUUGUUCUCAUUAACACCGAAAAAAUUUCCACAGUAAUGGACCUCGCACCCAUUAUGGAAAAGGCGGUGCAACUUGCGCGACCGCUGUUCAUUAUUGCUGAAGAUGUAGAAGGCGAGGCACUUUCAGCCUUGGUCGUGAAUAAACUCCGCGGCGUACUCCAGGUUGCGGCAGUAAAAUCCCCUGGUUUCGGUGAUCGACGCAAAGAGAUGUUAGAAGACAUCGCAACCCUGACGGGUGGGCAAGUCGUUUCUGAAGAGACGGGUAUCCGCUUGGAAAACGUUGUUAUCGGUAUGCUCGGCACUGCCCGACGCGUCAUCGUUGACAAGGAUAACACGACAAUCGUCGGCGGCAGUGGCGCGAAAGCGAAUGUGGAGGGGAAGAGUCGCGCAGAUCCGUAA
Geodia barretti is the source of this 1062-nucleotide messenger RNA. Lineage: Eukaryota; Metazoa; Porifera; Demospongiae; Tetractinellida; Geodiidae. The record is from the annotation of a GenBank genome assembly.